GCUUCCCCGCCCCAAGUAAUAAUGGCGUGGAUCGAAUUCGAGAGGGACUGGACCUACCAAUGGUCUUUGGUCUUGCAGGCCAAAAACCUCGUGGACCACCGUCUCUCAAUCGGCGCCGACACCCAUGCGCUGCUCUACGAGCAGCGGUGGUUGAGGGCCGCCCAACCCAACUGUAACAUCCCUUGGAUGUUUUACAAUGCUGUUGUGAUGGAGCUGGAGGGUCGGUUGUAGGCGGGUUGCGCGUGUUGAUGCGAUCCAAGCCCACGCAAGUUUCUUUGCUG
Messenger RNA from Neurospora tetraspora, 281 nucleotides. RefSeq lists its product as uncharacterized. The transcript is spliced from 4 exons. Bases 22 to 231 code for a protein of 69 amino acids. Lineage: Eukaryota; Fungi; Ascomycota; Sordariomycetes; Sordariales; Sordariaceae. The record is from RefSeq and is a predicted model, not a curated record.